Molecule: messenger RNA, 2520 nt
Organism: Carassius gibelio (silver crucian carp)
Lineage: Eukaryota; Metazoa; Chordata; Actinopteri; Cypriniformes; Cyprinidae
Product: chloride channel CLIC-like protein 1
Exons: 10
Coding region: 101-1306 (401 amino acids)
Cellular component (GO): endoplasmic reticulum; membrane
Molecular function (GO): chloride channel activity
Source: RefSeq, a predicted model, not a curated record
AGCUGUCUGUUCGUGUCUACUCUCAAAGUGAGGCGAAGCUAAGGCAUCAACAACCAACCUUUUAUUUGAUAGAUAGUUGCCAGGACGUCAAGAGGAGAUUAUGAAGGUGUCAAUCUGUUCAUCGUUUGGUUUCUGGAGUUUGCUCAUUUAUUGUAGUUUGUUUGAUGUUGCAAAUGCAAAUAUCCACCAGGAUUAUGAGGAUGAUGCAUGGAUUGAUCCAAAUGACAUGAUAAACUACGACUCGACGACAAAGCGCAUGAAAAAACCAGCAAUGACCGUGCAACAGUGUCCUGAUGCAUUCGAGUGGAUCAAGAAACUAGAGAGUUUGCAGAAAGAGAAAAAGAAGGAGACCACCACCUCUAAAAGUCCAGCAUGUCUUCCAGUAUUCAAGCGAUUCCUUUCCAGGCUUCUUAAAGAAACUUCAAAGCUUGGCCUGCCUAACGAUGGACAGACAUCCAAGCAUUAUGACGCUGAGGUGAAGCUGUCAAAGCAGUCGCUGGUGGAGAUCCAGAAGCUUUUGAAUGAAGAGAACGACUGGACCACUGGAGCCGUGGAUGAGGCUCUCAGUCAAAUUCUGCUCAGAUUCAAACUCCACGACCACGAAUCCUGGAAGUGGCGUUUUGAAGACACAUUUUAUGUAGAUGCUGAUACCGCCCUGAAGGUUGCUUUGAUUGUUCUGAUUGUCGUAGCCAUAAUCAGCACUGAGGUCUGGUCUGUGGUCUCCCGGUUUGUCCAGUUCUGGAGAAUGUUUGCUGUUUGCUUUUUUAUUAGCAUGAUCUGGAACUGGUUCCAUCUUUAUAUGGUUGCAUUUGCAGAACACAAGAAGAACAUUAUGGAGGUGGAGAGCUUAAAUGACAAAUGCACUGGGCUGAAACAACUGGACUGGAAGGACAGUUUGUCAGAGUGGUACAGACGGACAUGGACUCUUCAAGAUGAUCCUUGCAAAAAGUACUAUGAGGCCCUUUUGGUGAACCCAAUUUUGCUUGUGCCUCCAACAAAGGCUAUCAUGGUCACCAUAACCAGUUUCAUCACGGACCCCUUGAAGCAAAUUGGGCAGGGAAUCGGUGAGUUCCUCAGAGCCCUGCUGAAGGAUCUACCGGUCACUCUCCAGUUACCUGUGCUGGUUAUCAUUGUCCUCACCAUCCUUGUGUUCAUGUAUGGAAGUGCUCAAGCAGCCAUACAUCAAGCAGUUCACUUUCCCCGGCUCGGUGGGCGACGGGAUCCGCCUCCUGCUGUAGAACAGCACCAAGCACUUCAGUUAAGAGAGCAUGAGGAAGUUUGGGAAGGGGGUGACGCUCCACAGUAAAGCCCUGCACAGGGCUCAAAUCUAAGCCCCAGUCCGGCCCUGGUCUGAGAUGCUUAGGCCCUAGUCUGGCCUUGUCUGAUGCUGAGUGCUGUGUUCCUCCUCCACAACACCCACAGUAAAUUGAGAACGUCUUUAUUGUAAGGCUAGAUCAAUAAAGAUUCCAAAGUCCAGUGAGGUUUGUGAAAUGGCAUGAUCGAACAUAGUGACUCAGAUAGCCCUCCUCGAAAAAAGAUCAUGAGGCAUACCUUGUCCAUGUUGUUCAAAUGGGCAAACUCAAAGUCCAUCACAUAGUCCUCAAUGGGCCGAUCUACUCGAUGGAGACACAUAAUUUGUGCUGCUGGAUUCAUAUUUGCUGUUCUGGAUGCACACAUAAAGCUGCUGGUUCCAGAUGUGGCUGGUGAUUCUGUUAUGAUGUAGGCAUCGUGACAACAGAGGUGAGGAUCCAAAUGCAGGCUUUAUUAUAGAGUGACCAAACAGGCAGAGUCCAGUACUAGCAAACAAUAAUAUCCCAGGCAAAGACAGAGGUAUCUGUAAACAGGCAAAGGUCAGGGCAGGCAGCAAAACAAUUAUAAUAACCAGAUAAACAGUCCAAGGUCAAAAACAAGAAGACAAGACAAGGCAACAGUGUACAGGCUAAACAAAUCACCAGCCCAGUGCUCCUCUUCUUCUUCUAUGGAAUUUUAUGGCAGACGGCAUCCAAUAAGUUGCAUUGCUGCCAUCUAUGGGUCUAUUACACUAUUGCACUUUAUCCUUUUAUACAGUCCAGUGUCUAUUAAAAAUUUAAAAAGACAGUUUUCUUUUCUCGCUUACCCCUACUUCUAAAAUAGUUUUUAGAGAUAUUUCUUCCAAACCAAUUUCUCACAAAUCUCUGAAUGGAUCUUGUCUCUAAAAGUCAUAUUUUCUUCCACGAAAGCAACACAGUCUAAGGUUUAAACACAGGCCAUUCUAAUGUUUUCCUAAAAUAAAUAGUGUAUUUAAAAACGUUAUACUGACAUCUUCUGGUCAGUAUGUGUUAAAUUUGCUUACUAGCUACUGCAGCUUUUUGUUUUCUCCAUUUCAUGCAUCACAUAUACUCAUAAUGAACAUUCUUUGAUCAAACCUGUGGCUCAGUGGUAGAACAUUAUGUUCCCAGUGAACACACAUAGGCUACCGAAUGAACUGUAAGUUUUGGAUAAAAGACUUCUAAAUGCAUAAAUAAAUAAAACCAUGGUGUG